Ophidiomyces ophidiicola is the source of this 1791-nucleotide messenger RNA. RefSeq lists its product as uncharacterized. The transcript is spliced from 5 exons. The coding region runs from base 1 to 1791 and encodes 596 amino acids. The record is from RefSeq and is a predicted model, not a curated record. Lineage: Eukaryota; Fungi; Ascomycota; Eurotiomycetes; Onygenales; Onygenaceae.
AUGCAACGAUUAUCUGCCUUGGUUACCCUUGGAGUCGCCAUACUCCUCUUGUCGAAAGCGAACGCGGAGCCCCAUGGCAAUGAAUAUGAUUCAAUGAAGAUACAUGGCGCAACCGAUCCGCUCCACAAACCUUCUACGACCGGAAUUACAGUACAUGCCCACGCGCCCGGGCCAUUAAGCUAUUUCGUCUAUGGAGAGCAUUCGGGAACUAUUAUUGCCCAUAUUGUCGUGAUGGUUCUUGCUUGGGUGUUUAUUCUCCCAAUUGGCGUGAUGUUCAGCAUUGCUCGAUCUCGACUUGCACUUCCUGCCCAGUUCAUCUUUCUUAUCGUCAAUGCGCUUGGAGUAUUAGUCGGAAUUGUCUACAACGGCCAAACACCAGACUUAUACCAGAACAAUGCCCAUCAUAAGGUUGGAUGGAUUGCUACUUGCGUUGUGAUUGCCCAGUUUGUUAUGGGGCUUUUGUUUGCUUUCCCGAGACGAAAAUCGCACGGCAAAGGUGCUGCUUAUGAAAGCGUUUCCUUUAUACCAAACUUGCACUCCUUUCCACCGGAUAAUAUGGAGCACCGGCAUCAACACCGGUGGUCCAGGGAUAGUGGACAAGGCACCGAGAGGAGCUCUUCUUCACUGCACAGCCAAAGAUCCAGUUCUGCAGGACGUGGUCGUAGGCCAGUUCAAGAUGACGAAGUUGAAGAGUUUGACGAGAAACAAGCCAAAGAAAAUAAAGCCGGGUCCAUAUUUGAACGAUUCUUUCGGGGUGCUGCGCUCGAUAAAUUCCUUGCAUUUUGGAUCCCUGGCCUAUUAUCUCAGCGCUGUGUCAAUGUUUUGAGAGUAGGAUUCAUUAUCGUUGAAAGAACGAUUCUUCCUUUCGGCUUUAUUACAAUUGUCACCGGCGCGGUCACCUAUGGCGGGAUUUUGAGGGGUAACAACGUCUUUAAUGGACUUGCGCACUUUAUUAAAGGUGGCAUUUUCCUAUGGUAUGGAUUCUUGACACUAGGCAGAUGGCUUGGGUCUUUCGCCGACUUUGGGUGGGCAUGGAAUGCAAAGCCAACACGAGACUUAGUGGGCUGGAAAGCUAAUGUUCCAACUGGAGAAUUUACCGAAUCAUUUGUCAUCUUUCUUUAUGGUGCAAGCAAUGUUUUCCUGGAACAUUUAGCUGCUUGGGGUGGUGCAUGGACAGCACAAGAUCUUGAGCAUGUGUCAAUAUCGGUCAUGUUUUUUGGCGGGGGUUUGUGUGGUAUGCUUGCAGAAUCCAAAUGUGUCCGCCAUUGGAUUAAUUCUAGCAUCGUCACUGCGCCCAUUCAUCCCGACCAGAGUUCAAAAAUUGGUGAAUGGCAACCCCCCAAAACGCAAGGACUAUCCCUCAAUCCAAUGCCGGCCAUCGUGAUACUCUUGCUCGGCCUAAUGAUGAGCUCUCACCAUCAAGCAAGCAUGGUAUCUACUAUGGUUCAUGCACAAUGGGGGAUGCUUCUUGUCGGGUUCUCCCUUGCCCGCGCGAUUACUUAUGUGCUCUUGUACCUUAACCCGCCCACCUCCUUUCUCCCGUCCAGGCCCCCCUCUGAGUUGGUGGCAUCUUUCUGCCUUAUCUCUGGCGGUCUUAUCUUCAUGUUGAGCACUAAAGAUAUUAUUGACGUAAUGAUACACUACGAUUUGAACGCAAUGUUCGUCUUCACUGUCGCCAUGGGACUCACUGCCUUUGUCAUGGCAUUGGAGAUUGUUGCCAUUUCUCUCAAGGCAUGGGCGUCGAAGAGAACAUUCGUCUCAUCCUCCCAGACUUUCCGUUUUCCGGAAUAA